UAUAGACUAAGCUACGCCACAUUAAAGUCAUUAUAUGUUGUGUAGGCGAAUUUAUAUUGUCAGUAACUUUGUCUGAUAUGACUGAGGAUCACAGUAUUGACAAAUGAAGCCUGCUACAGCUUUGAAGAUUUCCUCUGAUUGUUUCGUUAGAUUUGAAGCAUCAGGAGUGUGGAAGCCAUCUUGUGAUUAAAACUCCGAUGUUUUUGUUGUAUCCAUUAAGCACAAAUAAAAGCCUGACAACGCUUAAUGUCUUCAGUUUUCUGAUAAGAUAAUUCACAGAUUAUAGUGUGGCAAUAAAUGAAGUGCUUAAAACUGCUUAAAAAGUGUUUAAAACUAAAGAACGCGACAUAACCCGACUUCGUUCAAAGUUUCAGACGCAGAUCUGCGCAGCUCAGCAAGACGAAACUAGAGGGAGAAAUCACUGUAUAAUAAAGUGGAUUGUUUAUUGUUAUUCUGCAUUUCACUAAUCCAAGUACACACAGAGACACGUACAAAGCAGUGGGCCGCCAUUUUACCUCAACUAAUAAUCACAGCCAGAUUCACCACACUUUGAUCGCAGUGGAGAGAUUCGCCCAUUACUGAUCUGCUUUAAGUCUUAAUCAUGUCGUCCUCAAGCACCAAAACAGAGACACAAGUGGGUUUCUUCAAGCAUUUCCCUCACUAUAACCCGUUAUCAUGUCUAUGCAACAUCUCCAGAAACUGCACCACUUAUUGUGUGGAAUAACGGGACACGGGACAGUACGCUGCAGUGAGUGAGUACAGAUGCGGGACAUAAAGUGCGUGGUUGUUGGGGAUGGAAUUGUGGGAAAAACAUGUCUUCUCAUCAGCUACAUCAACAAUGUCUUUCCAGAGGCGUUUAUCCCCACUGUUUUUGAAAAUCAUUCUGUCAGUGUGACUGCUGAUGGGAAGCCAGUAAAACUGGGACUGUGGGACACAGCAGGGGUGGAGGAUUAUGACAGGCUUCGACCAGUUUCCUACGUGAACACAGAUGUGUUCUUGAUCUGUUUCUCUCUUGAUAGGCCAUUCUCAUUUGAGAACAUCCUUCAAAAGUGGUAUCCAGAGGUCAGACAUUUUUGCCCCUGCACACCAAUAAUUCUUGUCGGGACUAAACUUGAUUUGAGAGGCAACGAGGACACCAUUGAAAGGCUGAAAAAGGAGAAUGAAACCCCAAUUACAUAUCAUCAAGGCCUGGAAAUGGCCACGGAUAUAGGAGCUGUGAAGUACCUGGAGUGCUCUGCCUUAACACAGCAGGGAAUUAAAACAGUGUUUGAUGAAGCCAUCCGUGCAGUUCUGUACCAGCCGCCGGUGAAGAAAAGAGAGAAAAAGUGUUUCAUCCUCUGAACCUGCUGGAAAAUGUGUGUUUGCUGGGGAAGAAGAAACUUGACAGGUCAUUCAGGAAAUAAGACAAGACAAGUUUAAAAAAAAAUCUCAUACAAAUUAUUAUUUCACCCAGCUAAAGCCCACUUUAAAAAGAUUUAAGUCAGAGACAGACAUGUGCUGCUCUUUUUGUGGUGCCCCAAAAGAAACUGCUCUUCAGAUCAUCUGGGGUUUGAAUUUUCAUCAACUGUUUUUUUCUGUUUUGUAAGGAUGUUCUGUUUGGAUUCUUUAGCAUUGCAAAAAAGUCCAAAACAUUGCACUCAUCUAUUAUAAAAGAAGUCCACACAGCUCCAGGGGGUUAAUAAGGGCCUUUUGAAGCGAAGCAGUGCAUUUGUGUAAGAAAAAUAUCCAUAUUUAACACUUUAUAAACUGUAAUCUCUAGCUUCCACUAAUUGUCAUACGCGCGCUCACAGGAGAGUGGCGUCCCAGGCGCAGUGUGAUCUCCGGUGAGAAUAGGCUAGUCUCGCACGAACCAAGUUGUGUACAGCAAAGGAAAUCCAUGCGAAGAAGCGAAUUGUUUAAAUUAUACUUUACAUCAGGGGUUGGCAAGUAAGUUUGGCAUUGGGCCAAAAAAAAAUGUUGACUCACUAGAUGGCGAGCCAGAACAUAGUCAAAGGAUAAUUUAAGAAAGUAAUUAAUGAAAAAUGCAACUAGAAUUGGCUGUGACGGACUGUUCCAGUGUCUUUUGUAACUGGUAGUGAGCUGUUACUCUGUGUUAAAUCCUGUAGUAGGACAGUCAUUAACAAAAAGCCACAUUUGUGUGGCGGCAUCCGGGUAUUACACUGGAUAAAUUAAUAAAGCGGAGUAGUGACACGAAA
This is a messenger RNA of Megalobrama amblycephala (Wuchang bream), 2195 nucleotides long. Its product is annotated as ras-related C3 botulinum toxin substrate 1-like. Lineage: Eukaryota; Metazoa; Chordata; Actinopteri; Cypriniformes; Xenocyprididae. The transcript is spliced from 4 exons. The coding region runs from base 763 to 1341 and encodes 192 amino acids. Gene Ontology annotation, molecular function: GTPase activity; GTP binding; protein kinase binding. The record is from RefSeq and is a predicted model, not a curated record. Gene Ontology annotation, biological process: regulation of cell shape; regulation of actin cytoskeleton organization; small GTPase-mediated signal transduction. Gene Ontology annotation, cellular component: cell cortex; cytoplasmic vesicle; cytoskeleton.